Penicillium canariense is the source of this 1251-nucleotide messenger RNA. RefSeq names its product cytochrome and DOMON domain-containing protein. The transcript is spliced from 3 exons. NCBI's taxonomy places the organism in Eukaryota, Fungi, Ascomycota, Eurotiomycetes, Eurotiales, Aspergillaceae. The record is from RefSeq and is a predicted model, not a curated record. Bases 1 to 1251 code for a protein of 416 amino acids.
AUGUUGGCAUUCCAAUCGUCCGAAUCCUUGCUGACCCAAACAUUCAACUUGAAUAUAGGUCUGUUUUUGUGUAUCAUUGACCUGGUAUCUGCUGCGUCCGCCUCGAAUUUCGCGAGCAUUUUCAAUCUCCCUGUCACGUCAAGCUCGAAUUUUACUUUCGCUUUGAAUAUACCCAAUGGCUCUACCGACCUCAAUUUCCACCUGUCCGGCCCGACCGAUUACUCGUGGAUUGCGGUCGGGACGGGCGAUAAGAUGAAGGAUUCUCUUAUGUUUGUCGUUUACUCCAAUGCUGGUCAAAAUAAUGUGACUAUUAGCCCCCGUCUAUCGUCAGGUGAACAAGAACCGGUGUACUCAUCGUCGAUCUCGCUCGACAUUCUGGAAGGAACCGGAAUUUCGAAUGGUACCAUGACAGCCAAUUUUCGAUGCUUGAACUGUACGAGCUGGGCAACGGGUUCGCUUGAUCUCCAAUCCGCCUCCCAAUCUUGGAUUUAUGGACUCGGUCCUACUGGCAGCAUGUGUGCAAUGCUACGGAGUAAUUCUAUGACAGCCAGCAUAGAGAGACACUCGGAAUACGGGAUGUUUACUAUGGAUAUGGUUCGGGCGACUGGUUCUGGUGGACUGCCAACAUCCUAUACAGCAUCCAUCGGUUCGGCUCUAAGCGAUCGCGGGAAAACACACGAUAGUAAUUGGCCUAGCAUCAUCCAUGCUUUGAGCGCUUGCGUAGCCUUCAUUCUCCUGAUGCCGACCGGUGUCGCCUUCCUCCGCAUUGCACCGAAAAGUGUUCGUUGGCACUGGAUCAAUCAAACUUCGUCUGCAGUAAUCGGUCUCAUUGGAAUUAUGAUUGGCUUCUACCUCAGCACCAUGUUCACAAAAUCACAAAACUACGGCUCCGCGCACCAGAUUCUGGGUAUCGUGAUCCUAAUCGCAGUUCUAGCUCAAUGGAUCAUGGGCUUCUCACAUCAUCUCAUGUAUAAGAGGUAUCAGUCGCCGACCAAGCUCGCUCCUGUUCAUCGCUAUUUCGGUCAUGUCAUCGUUCUUCUGGCCAUUGUUAACGGCGGCAUUGGGCUUACGUGGUCAUAUGCGUCCAAGUCUGUCAUCAUUGGUUACUCGAUUGUGGUGCUUAUUCUGGGUGUAAUCUCUAUCUUGCUCUUUGGUUGGUCGAGAUGGGAGUCUAGGCGCAAUAAAAAGGAGUACAUCAACCCCUACGAGCUGGAGAGUUUUCGGGGAAUCGGCGAUAUUGACGGUAACUAG